Penicillium paradoxum is the source of this 1989-nucleotide messenger RNA. RefSeq names its product pheromone-regulated protein PRM1 (gene prm1). Gene Ontology annotation, cellular component: mating projection tip. The record is from RefSeq and is a predicted model, not a curated record. The transcript has a single exon. NCBI's taxonomy places the organism in Eukaryota, Fungi, Ascomycota, Eurotiomycetes, Eurotiales, Aspergillaceae. The coding region runs from base 1 to 1989 and encodes 662 amino acids.
AUGGCAUCCGCCAAGCGUGAGGCGCUCUCCGCAUGCACAUCGGUGGAAUCCAUGGGUAGCGCAAUGGCUUCAAUGCCUUACUACUUAUCCAAGGGUACAAACGAGCUCGUCGCUUCUUCUGUUGAUGAAGCUGUUCGUGCUUUGAAGUCCGUGUUGCUGAUGACUAUCACGGGCGUCGGAGAGAUCCUCUGGUUCGUCAUAAAUAUGAUGUACUCUACCUACGCCUGUCUCAUCACAAUGGCUGUUCGCGGAACGGUAGGAGCCGGUAUUGAACUGGUGAAGGAAGCUACCGAAUGGAUCAACAAGACUCUUAAGUCCAUCGGCGGCGACAUUGAGAGUACUGUCGACAAAUACAGAGACGAACUGAAUUCAUUCCUCGAGACAAUCAACAAAGUGGCCAGUGUCUUUUCGGAUGAUCCUAGUCCAAUCAACUUGAACAGCUCAAUCAGUGCACUGGAGAAUCUCUCCCUUCCAUCAUCAGUCAACAGAACAGUUGAAAAAUUGGACAAUAUCGUCCUUCCCAACUUCAAAGAGAUCCAGAACUAUACCAAGACUCUCUUUCAAACACCCUUCCAGGAGGUCAAAGAUCUGGUCAAUGAGACUCUGGGCACUUACAGUUUCGAUCGAUCUGCACUCCCAGUCCCUGCCAAGAAGCAACUGGCGUUCUGCGAUGACAACACUGGCAUCAACGAUUUCUUCAACAAAGUCGCAGAGCUGACACUAACAGCACGGAAAAUCUUCAUUGCCGUCCUCAUCGUUGCGGCCAUCUUGGUAUGCAUCCCGAUCGCAUGGCAAGAAAUCCGCCGAUGGCGCGCAAUGAAAGAACGCUCCCAGCUAGUUCGCAAGGAAGCCCAUGAUCCAAUGGACGUUGUCUACAUUGUCUCACGUCCAUACACGGCCGCCGCAGGCAUCAGAGCAGCAAGCCACUUCAGCAACAGCCGCCGGCAAAUUCUCGUUCGAUGGGCCAUUGCCUAUGCAACAUCCCUACCUGCUCUUUUUGUGCUGGCUCUUGCUCUAGCAGCACUAUUCGCAUGUCUAUGCCAGUACAUCCUCCUCCACACAGUGAAGCAAACUGUCCCUGCACUCAGCGCAGAGGUAGGAGAGUUUGCAGACAAGGUCGUCAACGCACUUGAAAGCGCCUCAACAGACUGGGCCACCGAUGCCAACAAAGCGCUCAUUAAACUUGACACUGACUUGAACCACGACGUCUUCGGCUGGGUCAACAGCAGCACGCAGGCCAUCAAUGGGACUCUGAACUUCUUCAUCUACAACACAUCCAGCGUCCUCAACGAGACCUUCAAAGGCACUCUCCUACAAGAACCCGUCUACGAGCUAUACGAGUGCCUCAUCGGCCUCAAAGCAGAAGCACUCCAAAAGGGUCUCAACUGGGUAGUCGAACACGCACAUAUCUCCCUCCCCACCCUCCCAAACAACACAUUCUCCGCCGGUGCCUCGUCCAGCAUCAACGAAAGCGACAAUCCCUCCGACAGUUUCCUCGCCAACGCGGGUGACCAGACAUCCAACAAAAUCUCCGAGGUCGUCAUCAGAGUGAUCAACAAACUCGAAGAAGCCCUGCGCAUCGAAGCCAUCAUCGCAACCGCCAUCCUCAUGCUUUGGGUAUUCAUCGCUCUAAUCGGUAUCGGUCGCGCAAUGAUGCUUUUCUGGGGCCACGAGAAGCACCGCGGAGAGGGGGGUCGGGGUCAUAUUCUCGACCCUGUCCCUCGGGGUGGUCCGCCUGUCCAUGAUCCGAAUGGUUUCACUGAGGUUCCACUCACCUCUGUUCCGAGAAACAUGUCUGUGGAUGGGCACAUUGCUCCGCAAUACACUGCCACGGUUGCAAGCUCCGCGCCUGUGCAAAGUAACCCGGCAUCAUACAAUGAUGAGAAGAUUGGGUUUGCAGGACAGAGGAACUAUGGCAAUGCGUUGCAGGUGGAUACGGCUCCCGAUUUGAGAGGUAGCAGCUACGUUGAAUACGACAUAAAGCGAUGA